AUGGAGUUGUUACCAGAUGGUCAAAGUAACACCGCUUCGGAAGUAUCAUGGGAGGACCAACAAAAGAUUAAUAAAUUUUCUACCUUAAUCAACAAGAAAGACGAGGAAUUGGGAAAUCUUGAAAAACUCAGAACAGAGAAGAGCUACAUAGAUGAUAUGUCCUUAGAAUUAGAGCUUCUUGAUGAAGAUGAAAAGAUUCAAUACAAAGUUGGAGAAAUUUUUGUGUUUAUGAAAGUAAAAUCCGUGAUUGAAAGAAUAGAGAAAGAAAAUGAAAAUUUAGACGUACAGAUCAAAGAGAUUGACGAUGAUGUCGAAGAUAUGGAUGAGAAGUUGGAUGAGCUCAAGAAACAGCUAUAUGAAAAGUUUGGAAAAAAUAUUAACCUUGAACGUUAA
Priceomyces carsonii is the source of this 393-nucleotide messenger RNA. Its product is annotated as tubulin-binding prefolding complex subunit. The transcript has a single exon. Bases 1 to 393 code for a protein of 130 amino acids. Gene Ontology annotation, cellular component: cytoplasm; prefoldin complex. The record is from RefSeq and is a predicted model, not a curated record. Lineage: Eukaryota; Fungi; Ascomycota; Pichiomycetes; Serinales; Debaryomycetaceae. Gene Ontology annotation, biological process: protein folding.